AUGUUUUUAACGACAUCUUUCGCCACAUCCUUUCCUCAUUUGAAAUGUUCUUCUUCAAGAAAGUCAUUAAACUUUUAGCCUCCAAACAGGAAUGAUCAUGCUUAUCAGUCUGGUUUGCAGACGCCCUUAUCUCCCCUUUAUCUGGAUAUCUUGGAGACAGGAUCAACCUGUCUUUUCUGGAAAGGAAAAUCGGUGCCUGAACCACGUGGCACCUUUUGGCAAAGAACUUAACUGCGAUCAGCGUCCCCCCCACUGUUUAACUAUUGCUUCCUGA
Messenger RNA from Pocillopora meandrina, 274 nucleotides. Lineage: Eukaryota; Metazoa; Cnidaria; Anthozoa; Scleractinia; Pocilloporidae. The record is from the annotation of a GenBank genome assembly.